UCCCCAGUUCAGAGAACCCAGGCAUCCAGCUGCCUCACCCUAGCUCUGGGUAAACAGGAAGCAGGGUCAGGGGAGCAGGGGUGUGCGGAAAGUCCCAGCCAGGUGUAUGGGUCUUUGGGGAGAGUGUGGCCCCACCCCUGAGGUAUGAAAGCCCCCCUGCCCUGGCCCUAGCUCAGACUCCAUGGGGGAACGGGGGCUGGAGGGCCGGGGUAGGAGGCCCCAGCGGAAAGGAUGCCUGCUGCUGGCUGUGGCAGGAGUCACUUCCCUGGUGACCCUCCUGCUGGCCGUGCCCAUCACUGUUGUGGCUGUGCUGGCCUUGGUGCCCCAGGAGCAGGAAGGAUUGAGUCCGGGGAGCUGCCUGAGGAGGACUCAGAAACUGAUCUCAGCCCUAGGCUCCCAGCUGCCCAUCUCAUUGGUAAGGAUCCCCAUCUCAUUGGUAAGGAUCCCAUCUCAUUGAUAAGGACCCCAUCUCAUUGGUAAGGACCUCACGGACCUGAAGGGUCCAGGGGUGCCAGUUCUGCUCACCCACGGUUAGAGUCCCUUUGCUCUGUCACUGCGGUGCUCCUUUGCCCACCCACUUGACCGCAGCUAUCUUGCCCACCCUUCGGCUCCACCAGCGUUCUAGCCUCUUGCGUCCCCGCCCCACUCCCGGGAGGAGGGAAAACCCGGCCUGGAUCUGCCCACCUCAGCACUCCGCACCGCACACCCAGAUGCCGUCAGUCCCAACUCGUACUCAUUACAGGGGAGGGCCAUCAGCCCGCUCCCCCACCCAGCUGGCUCCUGCAGGGGGUUAAAAGCCCCCAGUGUCCCCCAUGCCCACCCUCCCAGAAGCCUCCGGCCUGGAUCACUCCUUUCAGGAUCUGAUUUCCUAGAGAGCCGAUGGGCCCGUUUCUCUGCAGGCGCUUGGACCACGGGGCAGGGGCUAGGCUGGGAGGCGAAGAAAGAAGAGGCGUUUCUGAGGAGCGGGACGCGGUUCUCGGGCGCAGAAGGGCUGGCCCUCCCGCAGGACGGCCUCUAUUACCUUUACUGUCACGUCGGCUACCGGGGUCGGGCGCCCCCUCCCGGCGUGGACCCCCUGGACCGCUCGGUCACGCUGCUCAGCCGGCUGUACCGGGCGGGGGGCGCCUAUGGAUCGGGGACCCCCGAGCUGCUGCUGGAGGGUGCGGAGACCGUGACACCUGUCUCGGACCCCGCCAGGAGGCACGAAUAUGGGCCCCUCUGGUACACGAGCGUGGGGUUCGGUGGCCUGGUGCAGCUCCGGAGGGGCGAGAGGGUGUACGUCAAUAUCAGUCACCCCGACAUGGUGGACUACAGGAGGGGAAAGACCUUCUUCGGGGCGGUGAUGGUGGGGUGAAGGCUAUCUGCAUCCCUAAAAACAACUACUGCCUGAUGAGAGUAUGUGAAUGAAUCAGCCCAAUUACUGGGGACCCAGACACCAGGGACCCCAUGGCUAUGUGGAAAAUGUAGAUGACUGUUUGGAAACUGAUUUUUGAGACCGAUGAAAAUAAAGAAUGUAAACUUUAAUGCUGCCAAUA
This is a messenger RNA of Odocoileus virginianus texanus, 1535 nucleotides long. The record is from RefSeq and is a predicted model, not a curated record. Lineage: Eukaryota; Metazoa; Chordata; Mammalia; Artiodactyla; Cervidae.